UCUCCCAACGACUGCGUUAAUUUUCUCUUCGCGUAUGUACAAUCUCUCUCCCACGCGUUCCCACGUUUCCGUAUGGGCGUCGCGAACCUGCACACACGCGGCGACCCAACAUUGAAAAAAAAAAAAAAAAAGAAAAAAAGAAGAAAAACCAUCCAAAGUUGGCGAUCGACAACCCGAUCGAGUGACAGCAGUCGGGAGUUGUCGCAAGGCGGUACACAGUAAAAGUGAUUGCCGGUGUGUCAGCAGCAAUAAAUAAUAAUAAUAAUAACAAUAAUAAAAAUACACAAUCGUGUGCAAAAGAGCCGCGACAACCAAACCGGGGAAGCAGUCGAUAAAGGUUGCUGCCGCCGUUGUAAGUAGCAAUGGCGGCCUCGGCUGCUGCUGCCUCCUCUCAGAGAUCGUACAGCAACAGCAGCAGCAGCAGCAGCAGAGAAGAUACGACAUUGGCAACGGUGCAGGCGGAACGAUACGGAGUCGAGCAGCUACGUCGUGCCCGUCGUCGCCGGCGCCGCCAACGCUGCUCCUCCUCGGUCGCGUCCACUAGGUGCUAGGGGGCAACACAUACCCUCCAGCUGAGCGGACCGGGCGAGCCGAUGAUACUGCUCCUCCUUGGACCCGCUGACACUAUAACUGUUUAUCGACCCGGCCCUGAACUAGGCGGCAUCAGGGAUGAGGGUCGCUCGAUGGCAGACCGCCCUUUGCAUGAACCUGGCUGUCCUGCUGGUUUUGGUGGCGACGAGCGGUUCGCUGCCCGACGGCUCUCCCAACCGCGACAACAAAAACGCCACGAGCAGCGGUGGGGGCGAAAUACCGUCGUGCCCCGACAAUUGCAAGUGCGACGACACGUGGCUGCAAUGCUCGGACCGGGUUCUCGGGACGUUGCGCCUCGGGCCGGGGCUGCUCGAGGCUUGGCUGAACAACGUGGGCACCGUCGAAUUGUCGAGCUCCCCGCUCGAGUCGGCCGGGGAGCUGCGCGACUUGUUCUGGACGAGGAGCGGCAUCGAGCGCCUAAACACCGACACCUUCCGGGGCGCCCCGAGCCUCGAGAACCUCGAUCUCGGUGACAACCGGCUCGAGAGGCUUCCCACCGAGAUUUUCCACCCCCUCGCCAAGCUAAAGAGGCUCAAUCUCACGGGCAACGCGCUCCUCGGCCUGCCCAGGCAUCUCCUCCAAGGCCAGAGCCGACUCGAGGUCCUCUGGCUGGCCAACAACCGCAUAGCCGUGCUGCCCUUCCAGGCGUUCGAGCCGACCCGCAGCCUCGUCCGGCUGGACUUGUCGGGUAAUUUGCUCGUGUCGCUGCCCGACCACAGCUUCCGACCUAACCGGGCGCUGCGGGAGCUUAGGCUCUCCUCGAACCGGCUGACGAGGCUGCCGCCCCAGCUGUUCUCGGGCUUGGUCGAGCUGCGGGUCCUCGAGCUCGACGGCAACGAGAUAGACCACGUGCCCCGGGGCUUCUUCGCCGAGCUGAGCAAGCUCGAGUGGCUCGAUUUGAGCGACAAUCCAAUCUCCCAGCUGAGCGGUAGCGCCUUUCACGGGCUACACAGCCUCGGCUGGCUCAAUCUCGGUGGCACGGGCUUGAGCUCGCUGAUGGUCCCGGGCCUGUGGUUGGCCACGCCAAGGCUCAGGAGUCUCCUGUUGGCCAACACGCGGAUCGAGGUGUUGCGCGAGGGCGAGCUCGCCCAUCUGGGUUAUCUGCAGAGCCUCGAGAUCACGGACAGCCGGCUGAGGGAGAUCAGGCCCCAGGCGCUGCUCGACACGCCCCGACUGCGCAGUCUCAGUCUACGGGACAACCAGUUGAGCUUUUUGCCCACGAGCUUGGCCCAAUUGACCGAGCUUCGGCACAUCGAGCUCCAGGGUAACCCGUGGGCGUGCGACUGUCGGACCUUUUGGUUCGUGCGCUGGGCCGAGGAGCACGUGCCCCACAGCGCCGCCUUUCGAAGCGGACUGCGCUGCGAGCACGACGUCGCGGGUAGCGCCGUCGAGACGGAACAGGCGCUCAGUUACUUGAAUUGCACGCCACCGACUCUGUUGAGGGUCAGUCCGACCCAGCACUGGCUCAUUCGCGGCGAGGUGGUGCUCGAGUGCGAGUUCGGCGGUAAUCCACUGCCAUCGCUGACCUGGGUGACGCCCGGGCUGAGGGUCUUCCACUGGAAUCCCGACCCCUCUUUCCCCGAUGUCUUUGUCAAUCACCUACGAGUCCACGAUUACGAGGGUGGACCUAGAGGUGGUAGUGCCAGCGUGGAAGACGACGAUGACAGAAUCCGACUGCUGGAGAACGGCUCGUUGCACAUACGGAGACUCCUAAGGGAGGACGUGGGCGUCUACAAGUGUUUCGCCGUCAAUCCCAUAGCCAACGCCACGAGCCACGUGACCCUCCUCAUGGAUCCCAUCUCGUACUACCACAUCAAGAUCUUCAGUAUUAUCGUGGGGGCAGCUAGCGCGGCAGGCUUUCUCCUGAUAACUUUGCUGGUCCAGCUGAUACGAUACAUACUCUCGAGAUGCGGGUGUCCCAAGUGGUGCCUGUGCUGCCGUCACGUGGGCGUUUCGCCACGGGCCAAGCAGAUCUACCAGAUGCUGGACAACAUCGAGACAUACAAGAGCCAACAGCUCGAGCGUCUGCGCGAAAAUUAUACCCAGCAGGUACACAGGAUCAAGGACAACUGCGCUCAGCAGGUCGAGUGGAUCAGGGACAGCUACGAGGGCCAGAUGCAGCACAUACGCGACAUUCGCGACUACGGCACCAGCCAUCUGACUACUUUGCGCGACCAGUAUUACGAUCAGGUGAGGCGGGUACGCGACUACUCCACGGGCCAGCUCAACUGGGUGCGCGAGAACUACGUCUUCCAGCGUAACAAGAUCCGGAAGUUCAGCACCCACCAGGUCCUUCGUUUGCGCGAGUCUUACAAGUUCCAGCAACAGACCCUCAACAAAGUGCUCGAGAAUCUUCCGAACCUUUACCUCGACAACUGCCGCAGCGGUUCGGCGUGCGACCGCUCGGAAUCCGGAGUCUUUGACGCCGAGGACGGGUCUUUCCUCGCGACGGACGUAGGCGGCCAGGUCGACCCCUACCUAAAGGCCAGAAUUGACGAAUUGGUUGCCCAGUACACGGCUAGCUUCGACGACAUCAACAGCGAGUACUACACGCCCACCGGGCCGUCCUCUUGCAGUCCGCGUACAGCUCCAAAUGCGUUCCUCCAUCUGGAAGGCGUGCCCGUGAUCAACUACAUCGACGAUCGGCCGCCCAAGCCAUUGCUCGCUCUAGCCAAGCCGGUGGUCGUGGUGGCUGACCCGUGUUGCAGUUCCACGGUCGAGGUAGUGAUAGCCGAGCGCGCAGACGAAUUCGGUAGCUCGUCGAGCGUGGACCGACCCGUUUUCCGGGGCACCAGUGCCGAAACUGUGGCCGGAAACGACAGGGUCAACACGCCGGAGAUCGUGGGUUUGCCGAUGCCCAGCAUCAGUCUACCUGAUCUGCCGCGCGAGACGAGGCUCUGAGAUUAUUGGUGGUGGUGUUGGUGUUGGUGGUGGUACUAUUCUUCUGUUGAUCCUUUGCUUUCGGUUGACAAUUAUGAUAAUGAACUACUGACAGUGCGGCAGUUGAAUUUUCUGUUUGUUUUACGCUAUUGUUGUUGAUCCAGUGAAAUUAUCAGCAUACGAUGAUGAUGAUGAUAAGUACCUGAGUCGAAGUGUACAAAGCAAAGGAAAAAACGAGGAAAACCGAAUAACGUGUGUGAUAAAAUAGAAAAAAUAAAUAAUAAUUACGAAGAUAAACAUAAAUAAAUAAAAUAAUAAUAAUAAAAAAGUGCAGUUUUGUUGUUCUUGAUUGACAGUGUGCUACGAGUUUGUUUGUUUUUCUUUUAAAAAAGUAAAAACGACAGGAACGCCGUGAUGAUACUCGCUCACUUUCAUCCUC
This is a messenger RNA of Copidosoma floridanum, 3910 nucleotides long. RefSeq lists its product as uncharacterized. Lineage: Eukaryota; Metazoa; Arthropoda; Insecta; Hymenoptera; Encyrtidae. Gene Ontology annotation, molecular function: protein binding. The record is from RefSeq and is a predicted model, not a curated record.